Molecule: messenger RNA, 1562 nt
Organism: Scophthalmus maximus (turbot)
Lineage: Eukaryota; Metazoa; Chordata; Actinopteri; Pleuronectiformes; Scophthalmidae
Product: melanoregulin-like
Exons: 6
Coding region: 417-1103 (228 amino acids)
Biological process (GO): melanosome transport; melanocyte differentiation
Cellular component (GO): melanosome
Source: RefSeq, a predicted model, not a curated record
AACGGCACAGUGUGGGGCGACCGCAUGCUUCUCCCUGAGUGACAGGAUCUGUACAGACUGCGCAGUGUGCUUGUGUCUUAGCCGCAACUGAGCUGGAAGGCCACGCCUCCGCCGCCUAAUUCUGCACCAUCAGGAGUUGCUGAAUGAAUGUGCCAUUCAUCCUUUCAGUGUUGUUGUUGAUGUUGUUGCGGUCGUCCCCUGUUUGGACUCUCAUGGAUAAUGCAAUUGACAGGCGGCUCUCGUUCAGGAUAGGCACAGAGGGGAAAAGGGGGACGGACAUGACAAGUGAGGACGUCGCCCUCGGAUUUGUGCCCUUGGGACCUUUUUUUCGCAAAUGAGGACCUUUCAGCUCGGGGAAAAAACGAGGUUCUGGAAGAAACCCGCGGCGGGAGGUGUGACUGCAGUGUGGGGACCCGAUGGGCGCCAAAUUUACCAUCUGCUGCUGUCACUUCUACCUGAAUCCCAACAGAGAUGAGAAGAAGGCUAUUUUGCGCGUGCGCACCGCCCCGCCACCCAGACCUCCGGAGCCGCUGUCUAGUGAGCCCAGCGACAGUGACCCCGAGGAGGAGAGCCUUAUCGGCCGGGAGCCUUCGGAGUGGAACCUGAGGGGCAACAGGCAGAGCCAGAGGGGCACUUGUGAUCCACGGGCCGGCGCCAACGUGAGGCGAGAGUCGGACAGAGAGCUGCAGGCCUUCAUCAGCAUGAGGGACCAGGCCGACAAGGCCACAGAGGGUCAGAGCCGGAACAUGGCCCGCAGAGUCCACGGAGGAAAGGAAUGGGAGAAGCUGAAUUACGACAUACACACUCUGCGCUACGCCAAACGAGAAGUCCGAUCCCGCUGGAAGAAAAUCCUGCUGCAGCUGGGUUACCAGUAUGAGGUGGAUGACAUGCUGUAUGUGAACAAGCAGCGGAGGAUCAGUAGAGAUCAAGAGCAUCUGACCAGAGCCACAGAACUGUUGAAACAGCUGCUGGAGCACACCUCUCUGUUCCCCCCUGGAACGGAGCCCAAGAACAGAUACCUCUAUGUCAUGGACAGCCUGGUGUCACUGGACAGUGCUGAGGAGUUUGUCAGACUGGCCAAAGAAAAAUAUCCCAAGCAAUGACGGUGAGAGGCGGUGAGAGAAAGACGAAGAAGAAGACAUACUGUACAGGCCGAGAAGAAAAAUGAUUAAAAAAAAAGUUGAGAGAUGCUGCACACUCACAAAUAUCCUCACACAUACCUGCACACAUGUAUUUGUAAAGGCAAAUCAAUGUCUGCUCUUUGACAUGACCGUCGAUGGAACUUAUUUAUUUACAUUGGAUAUUGGAAAGUUGCACUUUUUUUGACCAUAUAGUUUGUAAUGCUGCAUAAAAAUACUGUGUAUUGUAGUUUUUUCAUUUUUCUUUUUAAAAGUAGAAGUCUCAGUGUCACGGCCUUUCUCCUUUAUAUGAAAUAUGAGACGAUCAAUUUAAACACAACUGGUGUUAACCAAUGAUGCUGAUGAUAAUAACCUGUAUGAUUUUUUUUUCCCUGUGAUAAGUUGUUUCUUACUCACCUACUAAUAAAUUAUAUUUGAGAUUCA